This is a messenger RNA of Ixodes scapularis (black-legged tick), 1395 nucleotides long. RefSeq lists its product as uncharacterized. NCBI's taxonomy places the organism in Eukaryota, Metazoa, Arthropoda, Arachnida, Ixodida, Ixodidae. The record is from RefSeq and is a predicted model, not a curated record. The transcript has 2 exons. Bases 1 to 1395 code for a protein of 464 amino acids. Gene Ontology annotation, molecular function: catalytic activity.
AUGAAUGCGAACAGUACCAUAGUGGUGAACCCUAAAAGGUCUCCCUCAACACCACUGAUGAUUUGGCAAUGGAAUUGUCGCUCAUACCGCGGCAAGCAAAAUUCACUAUCACUGUUUGCAAACGUACAUUCGCCGGCCGUUAUCGCUCUUCAGGAAACUGGCACAGAUCAGAUAACGCUCAGGGGGUACACUACGUUUAUCACCGAUCCUGCCUCACGAACGGCCACUUUGGUCCAGACAACUCAGACAGCGCAGGCACACACCCUCCCCACAAAUUUGGACUAUGUUUUCGUAGAACUUAUCCCAAAAAAUAAGACACAAGCCAGCCUUUUCAUCCUCAACAUAUAUAGCCCCCCAUCGCCACCCCUCAAUGAAAUUGACCGCCUCUUCAAGACCGUUAGACAAAGAACAAAAGGGCACGGACUGGUGAUCAUUGGUGAUUUCAACGCGAAUCCCACAAUAUGGGGUUACCAUAGGGACAACAAAAAAGGAAGGCAACUCCAUGAAGCCAUUAGACAAAACAAUCUUCACUUGUGUAAUACCCCAGAUGCCCCCACGCGGAUGGGUAAUAGUGUCUCACGAGACACUACUCCGGACCUUACGCUUACUUAUGGACUCAAAGACCCAAUCUGGGAAUGGCUCACAGAAACAUUGGGAAGUGAACAUUAUAUCAUACAGCUACAGCUCCCCCAUCAUGAGGCAGCAGCAAAAAGAAUAGGCACUGCCCGUCUCACCGAUUGGAGAAAAUUCCGGGAAAUAACACCCACCAGUCCCAUCCACGCGAUUGAAGAAUGGACAGCACAAAUGUUGGAGGCAGUUAAAAAGCACACUAAGGAAUUACCGUUAACCCAAGACUGCCCCGCAAUUGACGCACACCUCUUACACCUAUGGGAGGCCCGACGAGGGCUAACAAAACGCUGGAAAAAACGGAGAACCAAUCGAAAACUUCGCCUUCGUAUAGCCCAGAUAACACUAGAAGCGGCAACAUAUGCCAUACACCUCAGCCAACAGAACUGGUCGCAGUUCUGCACGAAGCUACAAGACCACAAAGAACGAGUACCUCUGCACCUAAGAAAAGCCAUUCGUGUAGCCCAGAUCCCGAAGAACAUGCAUCCGGUUUACAAUAAGGCUCGGCGCAUCGCUAGAGCACGAACCAUGAACACCCAAUACGGCGAUAGCCCAACUGCAAGAUACACCGACGCGUCCCCGUAUCCGCAUAAGCCAGCCCAUGCUGUAUGUGUAACCAAUGCAGCAGGGCAAGAAAUGACCGCACUCACAGUCCGCACAACAUCUACAGAAGCCGCCGAAGAAAUUGCCAUCGCCCUAGCCGCAACGACAGGCGACGAUAUAAUCACAGUGCUCACAGACUCUCAGGCAGCGUGUCGGAAUAGGUGA